This is a messenger RNA of Haliotis rufescens (red abalone), 1991 nucleotides long. Its product is annotated as coiled-coil domain-containing protein 138-like. The transcript has 13 exons. The record is from RefSeq and is a predicted model, not a curated record. The coding region runs from base 182 to 1585 and encodes 467 amino acids. NCBI's taxonomy places the organism in Eukaryota, Metazoa, Mollusca, Gastropoda, Lepetellida, Haliotidae.
ACAAGCUCCUUGUACAGGCAUUUUCAGUUGUGCUGCCUAGUUUAGAAAUGAAUAUGACCCUGUAAGGAGUUUUCGGUGUGUUUACGUUUCGAUUUUGGAGAUGUUGCUGUCAAUUCUUGUCAAAUGCUCAAAUGAGGUCUAACUUAUGUCAGAGUAUCCUAUUUGAUUAGGAGAAUUUAAAAUGGAUUUUUCUGCCGAAAGUGAUAUUGACUCUACAGUGACACCAAUAGAGUUAUCUCCCCAUCACAGCCAUGGCCAGCUGUUAGAGUCCGACAGUUUGUCAGAGUUGUAUCUCAGUGAUUACAACAGACAAAGUCCCAAAUUCCGAAGGAAACCACCACCUCAUAGACCAAUGAAAUCUAGCAGACAUAGACAUGACCGAGACAGAGAAGAAAGUGAUGAAGAUCAACCAGCUGUCAACAAGGAGGAUCUGGGCAACAUCUAUCAAGAACUCCAAGCAAUCAGUGACAAACUCAAAGAGGAGAACAGGAUAUUACAUGAACGAGAAGCCAAGUUGAAGGAAAGAGAGAGGAUGAUUGUCAUCUCCCAGUCCAACAUACAGACAAUAACAGACCAUGAAGUCAAACAGAGGUGGCAGGCUUUACAGCAGCAACAUCAAGAUGAAGUGGCGAAGUUUGAACAAGCCCUGAGAGAGAGGACAAAAGAAAACAAAAGAUUGAAGGAAAACUUUGAAACUUUAAAACAAGCCAAUGAUGCUCUGAAGAAGGAGCUAGAAAUAACACAGAUGCAGAAACUGAAGCUUGAGAAACAGGUCACAAGCUCCCAGGCUCGGCUGACAAACUUACAGAGGAAGCAAGAGUUUGACCAGCGACAGAGAGAGGGAGAUGUUCUCGGGUCGUCAACAGAGGUUCCAGGUAAACAGAGCAAACUCAAACAGGAGACUGAUGACAGACCAAAGCAACACAAGGUAUCCAAGGCAGGCAUGCCGGCGUAUGACAUCCUGUCUGCUCUGCUGGACUGGGUGUGUGAUGCCCAUCUCCGUCACGCUGUCACAGACCAGCCUACGCAGCCUAUAGAGAGGUUCUCUGCUCCGGACUAUGUACAGGACAAAAUACUCAGGGUGUUACCCAGCCUUGUGGAGAUCCUGAAGGAGGUGCCCCUGACCAGCUCCAAGUUCUGUCUUCCAUGUCUGCAGUUCAUCUACUGGUCACUCAUGAAUGUAGAACAAGGCCAUGGACAGCAGAAAACCAGUCUGUCGUCAACCUUGCGUAGACUCGGUGAGGAGGUGUACCGAGCUCGGGUUUCUCGGAACUCAGACUCUGAGAAAUUCCCAAGUUUGGUCCUAGACAGAGGAGACAAACAGAAAGAGGGGCUGUUCUUCCGUAGUUCCAACCUUCACAUCCGUCUACUGUCAUCUCUCAUCAUCCUGAAGACACUCACACAAGCUGACCUCCUGGCCCAGGUGUUUGACGUCCUGAAGACUGACCUCAAGUCAGAUGUAGCAAAGGAGCUGUUCUUGUAUUACCAGGCCACCCCAGUCAUCACUGUCUACCUCAAGCCUGUCAACAAGGUGUUCAUGGGUCCUGCAGUUUGUUGUAUUGGGAAAUGUAAGCUUCUGUUGUAGGUGUUCAUGUGUCCUGUAGAUUGUUGUAUUGGGAAAUGUAAGCUUCUGUUGUAGGUGUUCAUGUGUCCUGUAGUUUGUUGUAUUGGGAAAUGUAAGCUUCUGUUGUAGGUGUUCAUGUGUCCUGUAGUUUGUUGUUUUGGGAAAUGUAAGCUUCUGUUGCAGGUGUUCAUGGGUCCUGCAGUUUGUUGUAUUGGGAAAUGUAAGCUUCUGUUGUAGGUGUUCAUGUGUCCUGUAGUUUGUUGUAUUCGGAAUGUAAGCUUCUCUUGUAGGUGUUCAUGUGUACUGUAGUUUGUUGUAUUCGGAAUGUAAGCUUCUCUUGUAGGUGUUCAUGUGUCCUGUAGUUUGUUGUAUUGGGAAAUGUAAGCUUCUGUUGUAGGUGUUCAUGUGUCCUGUAGUUUGUUGUAUU